GCCCACCCCUGGCUUCUUCCCCAACUUUGGCUCUGUGGUGAGGGAAUUUAUCUGACCUCGGCGGAGACACAGAAACACCCAGAAGCCUCCAUGAGGUGGUGACGUCCAACACAAGGAGCUGUCAAUCCUUUUUCUUCCACCAAGAAGAUCACUCUGCUCAUCUGGAACCACAGUGGGACAUUAAAGGCCACAAUAUGGCGUCUGAGAUCCCAGCAAUUACACAGCCCGACGCUCCAAGGACUGACAGCGUCUUCUCUGUCCUGUCCGGCUUUUACUCUCUGGACUCUGGCGUUCCUGGACUCUCUCAGGUGAUUCUCGACAAGCUCAACAUGAAGGACUACGGAGAAUACAGGGCUGCUGUUGAGGGAAAGGUUAAAGGCGCGUCAUUCCGCAACUACAAGGAGAUGUUCCAGAAGAUGGAGGAGACCUUUGAGUUCUGUGCCAGCUGCAACAAACUCCCGGCUCAUCUCACCGAGGGCCAGACCCUGAAACGCUGUGCGAAGUGCUUGAAUGUGUAUUACUGCACCAAGGACUGUCAGAAAAAAGACUGGCCUCAGCAUAAAAAGGUCUGCAAGAAGCUGCGCCUGGUGGCCAUUGACAGACUAGUGGAGUGGCUGAUGUUCACUGGAGACCUCCCAUUCCCCACCGAGAAGUGGUCCAAGACAGCUGCUGAGGUGAAGAACUGGGAUGACUGGCUCGCCACGCAGGGGGACCUCACGCCACGUCUUGAUGCCAUCUUGUCUGGUGCCAAAAUGACAACCCUUUGGAAGAACGUCAGCAGGCCGAGGCCAGAUGACUCUGACUUGCGACAGUCUUUAUGGCGGAUUCAGAGCGAGUUCCUCUCUCGAGUCCUCACAGUUGGAAUGGCCAUCCAGCACUUCUGCCUUAACCCCCAUGCUAAACCACUCACUAUCCACAUAGCAGGGGCUUCCCACAAUGAGACCAUGGGAGCCAGACUGACAGACUAUGAUGAGCUUAACAAGAUGUUCCCUGGACACCAGGGCAUAGAGGUAGUCAUGGUGGGACCAGAGGUGGUGGACGGCCCCGUCAUGAGGCCUCCUCUCAAGGCGUUUGGCCCCAGGCAGAGGGUCUUCAUCAGCGCCCACAAGGGCCUGUAUCAUGACUUCUGGGAGAACGUGUUGGAGAAAGACGAAGCAGCCAAGCCAGAUUUGGUGGUUGGAUUUCAUCCUGGGUUCCACGCUAACCAGGGUCUGGUGGAAGGCUGGCUGCCCACCCUCCUGCUACUCAGAGAUUAUAACAUCCCCUCCUUCUUCACUAUGUACAGCGAGAUGGAGCUCAAGUGCUCACUUCAGAUCCUCUCGGAGUUGGAGGUGCACAUCGGGGACAGUGGAGCCAAUCCGUUCACCUCACAGAAACCAGAGCAGGUCCAGUCCUGCCCCAACAAAAGCCCUGUCUACUGCAACUCUCAUUACAUCUGUUUCCAGGGACUGCAGCCUCAAGUAGACUUAGAGGACUUUGGGUCAGACAAUUAAGAGGCAAUUAUAAGGGAAAAUCAAAGCCUGUCUGAGGUGCCACAAGCCCUCGCCUUUAAAGAUGCGAUUUUAAAAACAGGAUUUGGGGAUUUCCUGGGGUCUUGUGGGGGCUUCCUGCAGCCUUUUAUAGCUGGACAUUGCUCAGCUGUGCCGCCACUUGGCAGAUGUGGAUGCUGAAUAUGGGGCAGAAAACCGCACCUUCACCACCGCAAACAUGCACCAAACAUCACUCAAAGCUCAUUAUGGAGGAGGAUGGCACCUGAGGGCACCAGUGGGGCACAGGGGUUUGGACUCUGUUGGUGCCCCGAGGUGGCAUGUUACUUGGAUAUGAAGGGUCAUGGGUGUACAUAUGUAAUGAGACCAGAAUGAGUUCAGACAUUAUUUGACGGUUCUCUGUAAUUUGUUCUGUGGCUAGACGUAUUCCCAAAUCUCACAGUAACACAUGAUCUAAACUGACACCUAAAUAAAUUAUACAGAGGCA
Epinephelus lanceolatus (giant grouper) is the source of this 1974-nucleotide messenger RNA. RefSeq names its product MSS51 mitochondrial translational activator (gene mss51). The record is from RefSeq and is a predicted model, not a curated record. Lineage: Eukaryota; Metazoa; Chordata; Actinopteri; Perciformes; Serranidae.